AUGGCCUUGCAGAACCAGGCUGGCGCUGCCCUUCCUGCCACCCAGAGCCAUCGGGCCCCUGGACUUCUGCACUCGCUCACUCUGACCCACCUCAGCCCAAGAACCUGGUGCCAGGCAGGGCCCAGAUCCCUCCAGAAGACCAGCGUGUCCCCUGUGGUGGCUGCCAAGAGCUGGGGGAACGGAGGCAGGCAGGCUGCGACUUCUGUGCCACUCUGGAAGAUGGAGCCAGGCCCAGCGGACCACAAGUCUCUGGUGCUGGUGCUGAGCCAGGCCCAGGAUCGGCUGCGGGCCCUGCAGAAGUGCCAGUGGGAUGGCCUGGCCGAUGCCAGACGCACCCUGGAAGAUGCCCUGGCCGCGGUGCUGCAGCGGGAGGAGCAGCUGUGGGCCCAGGCCCGGGAGAGGCGGGCACAGCUGCAGCAGCAACUGGCAGCCGUCCAAGGUGCCAAUGAGGAGGCGUGGCAGGCGGGUGUGGCCAGGAUCCAGGCCUUGCAGCAACAGCUGAGCAGCUUCCACACUGGCCUCCUGGCGUGCCCGGGGGCCGGGCUGCCUGCAGAGAGGGCCCAGGAGGCAGCCGACCUGCUCAGCCGCUCCACCGGCCUCGCCCUCAAGCUGAGCUGGGCCCACUUUAUGCCCCACAGGGGGGCUCCGGCCCUGGGAGAACUCCACCUGGAGGAGCAGACCCUCAGCUGGCCUGCAAGCCAGAGCCCCGCCAGGGCCAGGGGAGGGUGCAGCGACUCUGUCCGGCCCCAGGAGACCGGCGUGGGAGCACGGCCCGACCCUGACCCUGAGCUCUGCCGCCUCUCUGAGCCCCUGCAGGCUGGGGGAACCCCCCCUCUUGAGGCUGGAAGGAUGGGCAGAAGGGAGAAGGGGGGCAAGGGCAAGGCAGCCCCCCCACCCGCCGAGGGGAGGGCCCUGGGCACAGGGGAGGCUGAGACGGGUGCAAACAGCACCCCUGGGUCACGGCUCGACUCAGGGGAGCCCACGACCAAUGCCGGUGCCUGCGAGAAGCUGGCGGAGAGGAGGCUUCUGGUGGCUGAGGCGGCUGAGACGGCCACGGCAGCAGAAUCCAUCCUGGGCAGGGCUCCUGGCUCCCUCCCUCUGGAGCCUGGCACCCUCUUCCACGCCAGGGCAGUAUGGGUGCAGGAAGACGCUUCAGACAGCAGCAGUGCAGAGAUGGGGGGAUCCGGGCACUUUCGGGACGUGGCGGUUCUGGGCAGCCGGGUGCCCUCGGCCAAGGAACCCUUCCCCCGCUGGGCAUCCGCUGACUCCCUGGGGGGCAGCUGUGUGGAGCUGGCGGAGAGGGCCUUCUCGCCAGGCCUGGAUCCUGGCGUUUCCCUCGGAGGGACGUGGCAGGGGGAGCCACCCCCGGCUGCCCCCCCCAGCCAGAAGCAGAACGCAGCACUUCCCUGGGCGACACCAGGCCCCUCAAAGGGGCUGGCUGUACAGCAUGCCCAGGCCCUGCUGCCCCGGAGCCUGCGUGCCCCACCUCCACCUCCUGACAAGCUGGUGGGGCACUGGGGGCACUGGGGCAGGAAGCCCGGGCAGCUGUGCCUCCCCCACGGGCUCUCCGCUGGCCGGAGCGGGUCUCUCUACGUGGUCGACUGUGGGAACCGGCGGCUGCAAGAGCUGGGAGGGGCGAGGCUGGUGCUCCCGCUGAGGGCCAAGGCCUACUUUGACGUUGCCCAGGGCCGGGCCGGCUGCCUGGCCCUGACCAAUGCCACCUGGCGCUGCGUGGAGCUGUACAGUGCCCGGGGGGUCCUCCUGCACGCCAUGAGCGAGGGCUUCCGACGCCCACGGGGUGUUGCCGCCAGCGUCCACGGAGAAUUCCUUGUGGCCGAUACUCACCUGGGCAGCCUCCACGUCUUGGUGGCCAGCGGGGGGCAGCUGUGGCGGCGGGCCACUGUGCCGGGCUUCCACAAGCCCUACCUUGUGGCCACCAACACCCUCGGAGAGGUGGCCGUGUCCGAGCGCGGGCUGGAUGGGGGCUGCUGCGUGAAGGUGCUCGGCCCCACCUGGCAGCUCCUGCGGGUGCUGGGGGGCGCAAGCAGACCCCCGCUGCUCACCAACCCCUGGGGCGUCUCGCUGGACGAGGCCGGCAGAGUCUUGGUGGCUGACUGGGGCCGCCAUUCCCACGCGGUGCUCUGCUACCCACGCCGGGGGCUGGGCUGGGCCGUGGUGACCCAGGGAUUGAGCAGCCCCCGAGGGGUCACCCUGCUUGGCGAGCGCCACCUUGUGGUGGCAGACAGCAUGCACCACUGCCUGAAGACCUUCCGGUACUGUUGA
Elgaria multicarinata webbii is the source of this 2283-nucleotide messenger RNA. RefSeq lists its product as uncharacterized. The transcript has 4 exons. Lineage: Eukaryota; Metazoa; Chordata; Lepidosauria; Squamata; Anguidae. Gene Ontology annotation, molecular function: ubiquitin protein ligase activity; protein binding; translation repressor activity. The record is from RefSeq and is a predicted model, not a curated record. Gene Ontology annotation, biological process: protein polyubiquitination; proteasome-mediated ubiquitin-dependent protein catabolic process; negative regulation of translation. Bases 1 to 2283 code for a protein of 760 amino acids.